Molecule: messenger RNA, 1183 nt
Organism: Dermacentor silvarum
Lineage: Eukaryota; Metazoa; Arthropoda; Arachnida; Ixodida; Ixodidae
Exons: 2
Coding region: 32-1183 (383 amino acids)
Molecular function (GO): nucleic acid binding; zinc ion binding
Source: RefSeq, a predicted model, not a curated record
ACUUCCGGCCAUCACAGCGAACGGUCGCGGAAUGUCUUGCUCCUCAGGAGCGGUUACAGCGGCCCUCGGCCGCGGUUCCCGGUCAACGGAAAAACCUUCCCCGGACUACCAGAUGGUUCUACCACAACUGCCUUCAGGUGCAAGUGUUUUAAACACUGUUUUUAUUCACGGCGAAGUGAAAGCUCGGCCUUACCGUGUUGAGCAUUUCAGGGAUGCGCUUUCGCGACUCAUGCUGCUGCCGGAAGUGGUGGCCCUCGGGGCUUAUCAGAUGAAUCAUGUGUGGGCCGUAACUUUUGCGAACGAGGCGGCCAAAAAGAAGAUAUUGGACGCAGAAGGAUUCCUUGUCAAGGAACACCGUUGCGUGGUCAUUGACCCGUGCAACCAGGGUGUCAGGCUCAAGCUCUUCUGGCUGCUGCAUGGUGUUCCUGACGAAGACGUCAGAACAGCCUUGGCACCGUUUGGAAGAGUAACUGAAGUGACGAGGGAGAAGUGGAGGGUCCAGGGCUGCAACGACAAAGGAACCACGACACGGUCGGUGGUCCUGAAACUCAAGCCCGGAAUGACAGCAGACGACCUACCACACCAACUUCGUGUUGCGGAAGACAUGGCUCUCGUUAUUGUCCCGGGCAGAGCACCCCUCUGCCUCCGGUGCCGUGGCACUGGACACAUUCGACGAGAAUGCCGGGUUCCACGUUGUGGGCUGUGUCGUCGCUUUGGCCACGACGAGACCCAGUGCGUGAGAACGUACGCCAACGUUGCUGGCCCAGGCAGGAGCGAGGACUCGUCUGAGCUUCUCAUGGAUCAGGAGGACGCCGAAGAGGCCGCCAAAGGAGCAGCUGAAGGGGCGGCAGCUUCGUCUGCACCACUGGUUACGAAGACCGCAAAGGUUCAAGUGACGCAAGCUGGUGCUGAGGCGACGGGCGCGCCUUCAGAAAUCACGCCACCUCCGACCAAAGUGGCUGACGAGCCAGUCAGCGUCAGCGACGACAUGGACCUGUCUGCCGACGCUAAAGGCGCCGGAAAGCGGUUGCGUGAUGAGGUUGAGGACCACAGCCGAGACACCGACGGCGUGGAUACCGAAGGACCGACACCGAAAACACCGACAGUCCGACGGUCGACGCUGAAGGUCAAGCCCAACGUGCCGCCAGACAGACGGCCGUCACAUGCGCCGCCUCCGCCUUAG